This is a messenger RNA of Didymodactylos carnosus, 1926 nucleotides long. NCBI's taxonomy places the organism in Eukaryota, Metazoa, Rotifera, Eurotatoria, Philodinida, Philodinidae. The record is from the annotation of a GenBank genome assembly.
AUGAGUCAAACAACACCAGCAGGUAUUGCGGCAGCCAUUACAGCAGCUCGCACUUCUCCAUCAUUGCAAAUUGCUCUGAUUGAACCGUCUGCCAACAUUGGCGGCAUGAGUGCAGCCGGUGGAAUUGGUCUUAGGGAUUUGGGUUUGGAAGAGACAAUUAUUGGAACAGUUGCCUUCGACUGGGUUCAAAACAACGCCAAAUAUUAUAAUGGUACAAAGACAAAAGUGUAUCAACCAGAUAUGAAUAUUAGUCAACAAAGUUUUUUGGAUUUAUUAACACAAUAUAAAAACAUUGAAUUAGUUACUUCAAUCGGUCCAAUUCUACGUCCAAGUCUUGUAAUGAAUGGUUCACGUAUCAUUAGUCUUGGGACAUGGACGGCAUCCGUGUGGAUUGACGCUAGUUAUGAUGGGGAUUUAACACGUUUUACAGGUGCAACUUAUACGUAUGGUCGUGAAUCAGUAUCACAGUAUAAUGAGUCUUACGCUGGCGUCCGACCGUACACAUCGUUCGGUAAUUUCUUACCAAAUUAUCCUGUGAAUGCAACGUUAGAGAAUGGUACACUUGCACCAUACAUUUCUCCUGAUCAAUUAUUACCGGUGGGCAAUGCUGAUGACAAUAUGAUGGGCUAUUCUUAUCGUUUAUGUCUAACGCCCACUCAGUCUAAACAAGCGCCGUUUCCUAAACCAUCCAAUUAUAAUGAGACGAAUUUUGUUAUAUUACAACGAUACAUUGAUUCAUUAAUAGCUACGGGAAAAUAUCCGAAUGGACCACCGUUUGAAACACUUGUCGAUGUCUUUUCUUAUCGUAAUUAUCCAAAUGGUGACAAAUUUGAUAUGUGUGACAGUGCUACAAGUGGAUUUACAAGUGAUGCAAUCAAUUUGAACAAAGGUUAUGUUAUGAAGACUGCUGAAGAAAGAAAAGAGAUUGAACAGAUCACGUAUGAUUAUGUGAUGGGGCUAAUAUGGUAUAUAUUAACAUCAUCAUUGGUCCCCGAACAUACACGCACAACAUUACAACGAUAUGGAUUGUGCAAUGAUCAAUGGAACGAUAAUAAUCAUAUACCUCCCCAAAUGUAUGUCCGUGAAGGUUUGAGACUUGUCAAUGAUCAUGUAUUUACACAAAAUCAUAUUGUCAGUGGACAAUGUUAUGAGGAUUCUGUAGCAUUGGGAAGCUGGGGUUACGAUAUUCAUGUUGUUACUCGUACAGCUAACUUAUCACACGUAAAUAAUGAAGGACAACUGGUAGCUAAAAUAGCAAAAUUACCCAAUAGUAAAAGUGGACCCGUAUUUGAAAUUCCUUAUACGAUUAUGGUGCCUUCUCAUAAUCAAGUAACAAAUCUAUUAGUGCCUGUUUGUCAUGCCGCUACACAUGUGGCCUAUUCAGCCACACGUGUUGAACCACAUUUUAUGCAAUUAGGCGGAGCGGCUGGGUAUGCUGCCGCCUGGUCUGUGUUAACUGGAAAUGUCGAUGUACAAAAAGUUGAUCAAGAGAUAGUUCCAUCUAAGCCUUGCUUAACUGUCAAUCAUACUAUACCAAAAUUUACAUCAGUGGAUGCAUUUUGUAUAAUCUCCGGUAUAUCAUUUUUACCUGGCUGUCAUUUUCAAAAGCAACUACAAAAAAAUGUAGUUAAUGAAUUGAAACGAAUAUUCAAAGCAUAUAAUGAAUCAAAAUUAUCAAUACAAGAAUUUAUUAAAAAUGAAAUGAAAAAUAAUCAAGUCAAAUGUACAUUAAUUCAAACAUUUGGUCCAAAGGCAGCUGAUGUUGUAUUUGAUUUAGUUAAUAAAGCAAAAAGUGUGCAAUUACAACGAAUGAUUAGUAUGUCGAAUAAUAAUAAUAAAUCUAUUCAACAUAUGCCUGGUAAAAAACAAUUGAAAAUGGCUAGCAUUGUACGCAAGGUUAUUAACAUGAGUUCAUCUGCCGGGUAA